GUCGAACACGAUCGAUGCAUUGAACAAUCGUGCUCGACUCGACGAUCGUGUCGAACUCGACGAUCGAGUCAGACAUUCGUGUUCUACUUGACGAAUGUGUCGGAGAAUCGUGUCGGACUCGACGAUCGUGUCACACUCAACGAUCGUGUUCGACUCGACGAUCGUGUCGGACUCGACGAUCGUGUUCGACUUCAGGACAGUGUCGGACUUGACGAUCGUGUUCGACUCGACGAUCGUGUUCGAGUCGACGAUCGCAUCGGACAAUCGUGUUCAACUCGACGAUCGUGUCGAACUCGACGAUCGUCGCAUCGUGUUCGACUCGACGAGUGUUGGACUCGACAAUCGUGUUCGACUCGACGAUCACAUCGGACAAUCAUGUUUGACUCGACGAUCGUGUCGCAUCGUGUUCGACUCGACGAUCAUGUUCAACUCGACGAUCGUGUCGGACUCGACGAUCGUGUUCGACUCGACGAUCAUGUUGGCCUCGACGACCGUGUUCGACUCGACGAUCAUGUUAGACACGACGAUCGUGUUCGACUCGGCGAUUGAAUCCAUCGUGCUCUCAACGACCGUCGAGCCCUCGACGACCGUCGUGCCGAACACGUUCGUCGUGUCGAACACUAUCGUCGAGUCGGACACGAUGUCGAACACGAUCGUCGAGUCGGACACGACAAUCAUGCUCGAACGGACGAUGGUGUGCGUUCGACUCGACGAUCGUGUUCGACUCGACGAUCGUGUUCGGCACGACGACGGUGUCCGGCUCGGCGACACAGCACUACGGCCGGUAUUCGACACGACAAUUCGCUCGGUCGUCGAGUUCAAUUCAACAACUGGCCUGAUCGCCGUGUUCGAGACAACUCCUGCUCCGGUCCAUUUUUGUGUUCGACUCAACAGUGCUCCUUCGGUCGUCGUGUUCGGCACGACCGCUGUCAGCCGUCGUCGUGUCGAACACGAUCGUCGUCGUGUCGGACACGACCGCCGUUCGAUCGUCAUCGUGUCGAGCACGCCCGCCGUCGUGUCGAACACGAUCAUCGAGGUGUCGGACACGACCGUCAUCUUAUCGAGCACGACCAGCAUCAUGUUCGACACGGCAACGUACGGUGCAGGUUCAGGGAAGAAACAAUCGUCGUCGAUGACGCAGUCCCCGAGUGGGGUCGAACAGGGCACAUCGUUCGUGUUCGACACGACGGAACCGACAUGUCCGACACGACGGAACCUCGGAAGACAGCACCGUCGUCGUGUUCGCCACGCCAACGGCACUGCAGCUCCCGGGUUCCAGGAAAGAAAAAACCGACUUCGUGUUCGACACAACAACGGACGCUGCGGGCUAACUGGUGUCGGCACACGGCACAACGUGUGUCAUGUUCGGCGCGAGCUGUGCUGUCUGCAGACUGUUUACUGUCGUGUUCGACAGGACAAGACCGCGGAAGAUAUAACCGACGAGACAGUGAAAGAAAUGAGCGUCUACUUGUUCGACACUGCCACGGUCGAUACAGGUACCGCGUUCCACGGUAGAAACAACCGUCAAGCACGACCGUCUUCUUCAUUUCCAUGUCGUCCUCGUGUCGGACCCGUGGACGGGUCACGAUCAGGCAGUCCCCAAGUCAUGUGGGACACGACUCAAAGCACAGCGUCCGUGUUCGACACGACGGGACCGCAGCAAAAAACUAUUGCCGUCUUGUUCAACGCGACGACGGUCGCUGCGGUAGCUACUCUCCCGGACAACCCUUAUCUUCCAUGUCGACGUCGUCCCGCCGGCACGGGUCGGAUCGGACCACCACCUUGGGGCGCACUCCUGCUCGUGGGCGAUCUGCCACAGUCACUCCCGUUCGAGAGAAGUGCUUCGACUUGCAUGCGUGGCAAACAGUCCUGUGCGAGUUGCACCCGCAGAACAUAGUGCCCGGAUGACUGUCUUUUAUCUUUCAUUACACUGAUUGUGAAUUGGAAGAUUGUGAUAAUAUGAAAUGGAGUCCCUUUCGUGCUGGACACCACGGUCGCGUUACCACGGUCGUUUGCCUGCUCAGUCUGGGGGUCUAGGAGCCCGUCGUGUGCCGUCGCUAGAGUUCCUCGACCGACAUCGUGUUCGAUCUCUGCACAAAUUUUGCUUUGAAUCCGCAGAGUCUAGUCCCCGAAAAUCAAGAGCGGGGUCUCUU
Chara braunii is the source of this 2153-nucleotide messenger RNA. The record is from the annotation of a GenBank genome assembly. NCBI's taxonomy places the organism in Eukaryota, Viridiplantae, Streptophyta, Charophyceae, Charales, Characeae.